Molecule: messenger RNA, 1127 nt
Organism: Octopus sinensis (East Asian common octopus)
Lineage: Eukaryota; Metazoa; Mollusca; Cephalopoda; Octopoda; Octopodidae
Exons: 3
Coding region: 6-1079 (357 amino acids)
Source: RefSeq, a predicted model, not a curated record
CACAGAUGCUGUCAAUGCCACUGCUCUACAUCCUCCCACUGCUACUCACACCACUGAUCCCUGUGUCCGUCCAAUCCCAAGAUGCAUUGAUUGAUGUCAGCGUCAACUGCAGCCAACUGGCUGUAACGAACUCCUCGGAGGUCACGGUGAAGGCAGACCGUGACAUCAAGAUCACCCUACUGUGUAAGGAUGCCAUCAAAACCUAUUACCUGCUCAAUAACAAUGUCAAAUUGACAAUACCCAUUCAUCGGUUUGCCAAUGAUGAGGUUAUCAACAACUACAGCAGAAGCGAACCUGUCAAUGACAAUCAGAAUAGCACUGACAACGACGGCAAUGAUGACAACAACAGCAACAAGACUAUAGACAACCAACCUGAGUCCAACACUGAUACCUGUGUAUUCCGAAGUGUGUCGAAUGAGGAAAUUUACGGGAUACAAAUGACGGUAUCACGCAUCCAGGGUCAAAACAGCGAUUUGACGAUGAGAAAUUACAUUCUGUCCUGCACACUGAAUGAAUAUGGUGUGGCCAAAUCAAUGGAGAUCCCUGUUACGAAGGACAUGAGUGCUGUGGAAGCCCUGGAGCAGUUCAUGGGGAAAAAGGUGAGCUUGGAUAUUCAACUGAAGUUGUAUGACAUAUUGGACCAGCCCAUUCUUUCACCUGUUCCCAUUCAAAAGAAGGUCCGUCUCAUUGGAAAAUCUAAGAAUAAUGUAACAGGUCUAUUAACUAACAAUUGUGUAGCCAAGUCGGACAAGAAUACACAAUACAGAAUCCUUAAAGCUGGCUGUGGAGAUGGGUUUAUAUUCCACUCAGACGAUGGCUUCACUACAGAUGGUUCGACAAUUACAAGUCCAUUCUUCCGAAUGUUUAAAUUGAUGAAUUCUGAUAGACUCACCUUCCAGUGCACGUUCACCAUCUGCAACGGUCACUGCGAUGGAAACAGCUGCUUGAAGCAACGAUUCAAGCGUGACGCUCCGCAACUCUCUGGAGACCUGUUUAAUGUUGAUGACGAUCCUGACGCCGCUGACAAUGAAACGACUGAAGCUAUGACCUCCACCUAUGACCUGCAGCAAGAGACGUAGCAUAAUGCUACUAAUACAGCUGAUAGUAAAGAUAAUAAUAAUAAUAAU